Messenger RNA from Tachysurus fulvidraco (yellow catfish), 2330 nucleotides. RefSeq lists its product as uncharacterized. Lineage: Eukaryota; Metazoa; Chordata; Actinopteri; Siluriformes; Bagridae. The transcript is spliced from 4 exons. The coding region runs from base 1271 to 2179 and encodes 302 amino acids. The record is from RefSeq and is a predicted model, not a curated record.
UUCUGUUGCAGCUCCGUGUUAAAAGUUAAAAAUAUAGGUUUCACAUCGAAUGUUAGACGAAGCAUGUAAAAUAAUUUUUUGUAAAUGUUUAUCGCAAAAUGUAUUUUGUAGAGCACUCAGUUCACUUAUGGUUUACGUUUAACAUAAAGUGCAUGAUUAUCUUAGAAAAGUAAGCAAAGCCUAUUUAUUUAUUUAUUUAUUUGUUUGUUUGUUUGUUUUAUUUAUUGAUUUCUUGAUUUAUUAAUUAAUUACAGGGACAAUGGAUAUUAAUAACUAUUUCUGUCAAUAUGCGAGUUAGCCAGAUGGCUGUUGUUCACCUGUAGUCCAUAGACAGAUGGUAAAAGUCACCCUAAAAAAGAUAAAAGUAAAUAAAAGUACAUAUUGAAAUAACAAUAAAGCUACAAUACAUUUAAUUAAAGUACUAAGUAUUAAGCUAUGAUGUACAAUAGAAACACAUUAGAAACACAACACACCAGCAAUCAAACAAACAUCAGACAAAUACAUGAACACACACACACACAUACACACACACACACACACACACACACACACACACACACACACACACACACUAAACAAAAAACAAAAAACCAUCAGGGGGCAACAAGAGCAGGUCAAAAACUAAGCUAAUGUUGACAGCUCUGGUUAAUAACAAACCAUUUCUUUAACUGGAUCUUAAAUGUACUGUACGUGUUCAGGUUUCUGAUGUUUAUACAUGUUCAGGUUUCUGAUGUUUAUACGUGUUCAGGUUUCUGAUGUUUAUACGUGUUCAGGUUUCUGAUGUUUAUACGUGUUCAGGUUUCUGAUGUUUAUACGUCUUCAGGUUCAGUAGCAGCUCGAACAGUAAAAGCAGUUUGACCAAAUACACUUUUCCUAAAGGGAAUGAUCCAAUCUCCCCUCACUGCACCUCUGGGUCUACUGUGAUCAGCUGUUCGGAUGUUGACACACUGAUGGAGGCGAGAAGAAGAUAAACCACAAAUCAUUUUAUAAAUUUUACCAAGUUUUCCCAGCCGAGUAAUCUAUAUUUUUGUAAUAUUGGACAACAACAAGAAAUGUUUGAUUUCUCAUCCAGAAUGUUUACAAAACUUUUUUUAAAGUAAUUGAAGUGGUUUCAGAGAUGUAACACUAGCCUGUGACCAAACGGGCAAACGGAAAUAAAUUGUAAUAUCUUCCACAUUCUGAGUGUGUGUGCUGUUGAACAGUGGAUCAGACCGGGCCGGAUUAGACCGAAGGUCACAACUUUACUACAGACAGCAGAUAGGAUUUAAAGAUGGAGAAGUGGACUGAUGAAGAUGUACAGGCUCUGCUGAACAUCUACGCAGAGGAAAACAUUCAGAAAGAGUUCGAAUCUUCGGCCCGGAACGCGAAAGUGUACCAGAGAAUUUCAGAUCGUCUGGAUGAGCUGGGGAUCAGACACAGUGCACAGCGCUGCAGGGAGAAGAUCAAGAAGAUGAAGCAGGAUUAUAAGAAGAUUAAAAAUUAUAACCGUGUCAACGAAUCCAGCCGUCGCUCUGGGAAGUGGUUUGAGCGUCUGGACGCGAUCCUGGGACACCGGGGACAGGAGACAGUCUGUGUCUGUGGGGACACAAGGAACCGUAGGGACACAAGUGGCUGUAGGGACACAAGUGGCUGUAGGGACACAAGUGGCUGUAGGGACACAAGGGAAUGUGGGGACACAAGGGACUGUGGGGACACAAAGGACUGUGUGUCUGUGCUGCUGGAGCCACUCACUGAGGAGGAGGAGGAGGAGGAGGAAGAGGAGAUGGUGUCCUUUACUGAGGAUGAUCAUUACUCACAGCUCAGCUUCGCUUCCCCUGCGGCCCACAGCAGACCCACCUGCCCUCCUCCCACCCAUGGGGGUUUCCUCCCCCGGUCCAAAGACAUGCAUGGUCCACGUGCAGGGAAAAGGAAGCGUGAUGGAGACAUGCUAGAGGUGAUGAGGCAGCUGGAGGAGGAGCAGAUGGAGGCUCUGAGGCAGGAUUACGAGCAGAGAGAACGUCACUUCCAGCUGCUGCUGCAGCACAUUAAGGAGGAGAUGACUGUGAGGCAGGAGGAAGCGGCCCGGGCCAGACGGCAACAGGGGGAGUUUCAGCAGGGGGUCCUGACGCUCCUCACUCAGCUGGUUCACGUCCUCGCUGGCAGAAACGUCCCGUCGUCCUCGUCCCCGCCCCUCGACUAACUCCGCUCUUCCUCUCCGCUCCUCCUCAUCUGAUUGACACCUGACCUUUUAAUGGCACUUUAUAUGUAACUCUCAGUCUUUAUUCUUGUCAUCUUCUGUUCACUUCAUUCUGUUAUUGUGAUCUGUUCUAAUUAAACCGACUUUAAUCCAC